Molecule: messenger RNA, 651 nt
Organism: Thelazia callipaeda (thelaziosis nematode)
Lineage: Eukaryota; Metazoa; Nematoda; Chromadorea; Rhabditida; Thelaziidae
Source: the annotation of a GenBank genome assembly
AUGACUACAGCACAUCGUCCAACUUUCGAACCAGCACGUGGUGGAUCUGGUAGAAAUGAGGGCGAUCUUUCCAAAUUAUCACAACAGUACUCAAGUAAGGAUAUGCCUUCACACACUAAACUAAAAUAUCGUCAAAAAGGACAAGGUCAUUCUGAUGAUAUCAGGUCAAAAGAUUUACGACGUGAAUUAGAAGAAAAGGAAAAGGCUGUUGGACGGGAGCGAAGAAGCCGAGGCAGUGGUUGGAAUAUGCAAAAAAAGCCAAGAUUGGAGAGCUCGGCAACAAAUGCUCAAGAUGAAGACGAACCUUAUGAUGAUGACCUUAAUGAAAAUUCGGAUUCCGAUGAGGAUGACACAGCAGAAUUGAUGGCAGAGUUGGCGCGCAUUAGAAAAGAAAGGGCAUUAAAAAAAGCUCAGCGUGAUGCUGCUUUGGCUGAAGAGCAGGAACGAAUCAGAACUGAGCAUAUUCUGCACGGUAAUCCCUUGCUCAAUUCUGAAUCUACUGACUUUAAGGUGAAACGUCGUUGGGAUGAUGACGUAGUUUUCAAGAAUUGCGCAAAAGAUAUAGAAGAACGUAAAAAGGAACAGGUCUUUAUCAAUGAUGCUAUCCGCUCCGAAUUUCAUAGAAAAUUCAUGGAGAAAUACAUCAAAUGA